AGGUUCUUGCUGUUUCUGCCUGAUUCAUGGGUGAUCAGUAACGGACCAUGAAAUGAUAGCUCGUCAUGAGUCCUGAUCCCUUUCUACCGUGACGUUCCUGAAGUUACAUAAGCACAGUAAAGAUCCACCACUUCGGCUUGUCGUUUCUAAAAGUGGCAAUUUUGAUACGUAGAUUCCGGAUUACUUCGGACAUGGUCAGGCGGAAUUGUGGUAUUUUCAGUAAUCGUAGCAAGCAGUGUCCCAUUAACGAGCGCGAUAGUGCUGUAGUAUCGUGUUUCUGGUAGUGAUACGGGACAAUGCCGCAUUAGGGAGCGCUGCAGUGCUGUAUGAUUGUAUCCCCAGCAGUGAUGCGGAUUAAGGGCGAAGGAUGGCGACGUCAGCUCGUCGCAGGGCCGGAUUCGCCAGUCGCAAAGCGUCGCGAGCGGCCAAGGUGUUCGCCUGGCUGGUCGACGACGCUGACGAGUCUCAGGCGACGUUCGGCUGCGAUUCAUCGCCUGGUAGCAAUCCCACGCCUGGAUCCGUCGCUGAUGUAGCCCCAAAACAGGAUCUUCAGGCCCAAAGAAAGCCGCUGCUAAUUGAGUCGAUUCCCAGUACACAUGACGCCCAAAAAACGGAUGGACAGGCACAACGAAUCCAGCCGACGCAGCAUCGAGAUGCACGUGAAGGCCAUGAGAGGGGAAUGGCGACAGACCAGAAUCUAGAGAUUCACAAGGAGCAGACGGAGCAUCAGGAUGCACGUGAAGGCCAGGAGGAUGGAAAGGAGGCAGACCAGCAGCUGGCAGUGAUGCUCAAGGAGCGCAUUGGGAACCAAGGCACAGAGACGAAGGGUGACUCUGCAAAUGAUGACUCUGCAAAUGAUGACCCUGCAAAUGAUGACCCUGCAAGGCGGAACGACAAAGCUGCUGAGAACGACAAGGCGGCUGCUGGGAUGCAGAGGGAGAAAGGUCAAGCGGAGCACGAGCAAGUCAAGAAGGAUCCUGCAGGCAGCAUAGCAGCAGGACGAAGGGCUGCUGAACGCUCACUGGUCGAAUCAGCAGGAGCCAAACCAGGAGGAGUCAAACCACCAGCAAAUGGUUCUGUUGCACCUGCUCUGGUCAAGGCUGGCCGAGAAGCAGCAGACGGGGCAGGCGUGGACGGUGAUGAUUCGUCUCUCCUUCCAUUGGACGUCCACGAUGGUAACAGUGCGAACCGGCAAGCGGCCAUUCAGUGCCGUGAGGCGCUUAAAACAGUGGCAGGCGUGGACGGUCGUGAUUCCUCUCUCCUUCCAUUGGACGUCCGCGAGCGAAUCAAGGCAAACCGGCAGGCGGCCAUUGAAAGACGAGCAGAGAGGCUGAGGCAGCAGGUGGAGGGGGGGGUGGAGAACGGUGAUAAGGGGAAGCAGCAGCAGCAGCACCUCCAGGACCAGCAGCAGCAGCAACGAGCACCAUCGUACCAGCAGCCUCAUAAGCCAGAGCAGCAGCUUCAGGGCCAGAGCCAGCAACAAGUGCAACAGCAGCAUCGGCAGCAACCAUCAGAUCACCACUGGAAUCGAGCACAGGAGCAGCAGCAGCAGAAGCAGCAGCAGCAUCCAGCACAGCAGCAGCAGCAGCAUCCAGCACAGCAGCAGCAGCAGCAUCAAGUGCAGCAUCACCAGCACCAAUCACAGCAGCUGGGACCAUUGGCUCCAUUGCAGGUGUCCUUGGAGCUCGUUUCAGCAGACGAGUUCUGUCUCUUCGCAGAUUGGGUGACAAACGGGACUGUUUAUAAGGAGUACAUGAGAAGGGCCCGAGGAGAAGGGGGUCGAGGGUCGGGUGGGAGCGGCAGCAGACAAUUUGUUAUAGGUAGAGAGAAUCAAAAGAUACCAGUGACUGGGGAUGCAGCUAAUACUGGGUGUUCUUAUAACGAGAAGUCAGUGCAGCAGAGAGAGAUUGCAGGAAGGCCUCAGAAAGCUACAGACGGGAAAUCAGCGGGCAACAGGAGGAUGGGGUUAGACCACCAGGGUGCCCUUGCGUUCUGCACGCGCUUCGUCAAGGCUCAACCAAUCCGGUGGCAGCACGUGGCAACAGAGGCAUCAAGGGGCGUCACCCGCCUGGUGCCUGUGUUCCCCCUUCGAUUCUACGACUCCCUCCUCUUCACCCUCCGCUCCAUCCCUCCCUUCCAAGCCUUCCAACCGCUGCUCCCGAACCAACUCCCGGACCAGUCCCGGUCCAUCCCUCCCUUCCAAGCCAAGCUCCCGGCCCAGGGCUCCGACCUGUCAGGCUCGUUGGUUCCCUCACAUAGCGAGCGAGUGAGCGUGGGAGUGAGGAUACAGGGCGUGCCUGUGAGUACGUUGGCUGCGUUAAGGGAGAGCAAGGAGAGGGAGAGGUUGAGAGGGAUGGUGGAAACAGCAGAAGCAGUGGCUGAUGCAGAAGCAGGAGAGGCAGAGGCAACUUCUAGAGGUGUGGGAGCGAAUCUCGGCUCAGCUCUGUGCUCUAGUGCUGCUGGUGACACUGGUCUGGAAGAUGGCUCGGCGACUGGUUCGGCAAACGGUUCGUUACCUGGUUUAGCACCUGGUUCGGCACCUGGUUUGACAAUAGGUUCAGUGCGAGGUUCGGCAAGGAGUGUGCUGGAUCGGGAGAUGGAGCGGCGGCUGCCAGGUCAGCUCCGGCGAGCGCUGCUGCCAUUCCAGAGGGAGGGGGUGAAGUUUGCCGUGCAGAGAGGAGGGCGGUGCUUGAUUGCGGACGAGAUGGGAGUCGGCAAGACAAUACAGGCCAUAGCAGCAGCAGCAUGGUACAUGGCAGAGGGCCCUGUCCUCAUAGUGUGUCCGGCGUGCCUCAGGCUGCAGUGGGCCGAGCAGCUGGAACGAUGGCUGCCCUUCCUGCGGCCUUCCCAGAUCCACGUGGUGUUUGGCCAGCGGGACGAUCUAGUGGAGGAGGACCCAGGGGAGGGGUCUCCUGGCGGUGGCACGGAUGGCAGCAUGAAGGGGCACACGGACAAGGCAAAUGGCCCAGCCCCAGCAGUGGUGAUCACAUCAUUUACCAUGGCAGGGCGGCUGAGACGAACGCUGAUGAGGAGGCGAGGGGGUUGGGGCAUGGUGAUAGUGGACGAGGCUCACGUCCUCCGGACUGGCAGGAAGCCGUACGACUGUUUGGAGACUCGAGUGGUGGUGGAUGUCAUUCGGCGCACAAAGCGGGCCAUCCUGCUCACCGGCACUCCCUCCCUCUCCAGGCCGUUUGACAUGUUCAACCUGGUCGACAGCCUCUGGCCCGGGUUGCUCGGCAUGUCCAAGUACGAGUUUGCCCGAAACUACUGCGACAGGGAGAGGGACAGCAAGGACUUUUCGAGGGGUAUUCGCCUUCGCGAGCUGCACAUUCUACUGUCACACACCGUCAUGAUUCGGCGGCUCAAGUCUGAGGUGGUACUCCAGCUGCCACCUAAGCGCCGCCAGGUCAUCAGGCUGCGCCUGGAGCCAGUUGACGUGGCACUUGCGGUCCAGAGAGUUGCUGAGCUGUCAGGGGGAGAUGCUGUGGCGGAUGCAAAUGAACGGUCUGAGGAUGAUGGAGCCGAGGGGGAGGAGGGAGGGGAGGGGGAAGACGAGGAAGGAGGAGAGGAGACGGGAGAGGGAGUAGAAGUUAGAGGAGGACGGGAGGAGGGAAGGGAAGAUGAUGAUGAUGACGGUGAUGAUGGGGACGAAGAAAAGGAGCUGGAGGAAGAGAAAAGAAUGGGUGAAUGUGGCAACAAGGAGUCGGAUGCGGAAAGGAGCAGUGAGCCCAGGAUUGAGACUUGUAAGGCGGGUAACCGGCAAGGAAAAUCUAGGAUGCAGGCCGCAGGCGAGGGUAUGCAUGUGAGAAGGAGCAAGGGGAAGAGUGGGCGAGAUUCAGCUCAAGCUGCCACUACUGCUGGAGCAGCGACCGUUGGUCCCCCUCCCAUGAGCAGUGAGGGUGGUGGGGGUGGCCUCAGCACAGCGCCGGGGUCUGUGAGUGGCGGUGCAACGGAUGGGAAGAGGGCCUUAAGGGCCAGAAGAGGGAGGUUGGCCAAGCCUACUGAAUCUGCCAAGCCUACGGAACCUGCCAAGCCUGCCAAAGCGGCAAUGCAGUUUGAGCUGGUUCGGGUGGAUGGCACUACGCCUCCUCUGGAGAGGGCCGAGGCUGUCAAGAGGUUCGUCACCGAGCCUCAGGUCCGGGUGGCCAUAGUGGGCGUGACGGCGGGCGGCGUGGGCUUGGACUUUAGUGCGGCACAGACGAUUGUGUUUGCGGAGAUCCCGAGGGCGGCAGCUGACCUGCUGCAGGGGGAGGACAGAGCCCAUCGGAGAGGGCAGAGAUUCCCUGUGAAUGUGGUGGUCUUCUGUGCUAAGCCAAAUGACUCAUCCGACCAUCCACUUCGCCAUACGGUGCCCCAGUACUCUUCACACCGAAACCGGACGGAAGCCUGCGCAUGUGCAUUGAUUACCGAGCUCUUAACAAGCAGACCAUCAAGAAUAAAUAUCCAAUACCGCGAAUCGAUGACCUGCUUGACCAGCUUCGGGGAGCUACGGUAUUUUCCAAACUGGAUCUGCGGUCUGGAUACUGGCAGAUACGGAUGGCGGACAACUCUAUCCACAAAACUGCUUUCCGAACUCGGUAUGGAUCGUACGAGUAUUGGUAAUGCCGUUCGGAAUCACCAACACACCGGCGACAUUCCAAGCCGAAAUGAACCACAUUCUACGACCACUAUUAGACGAGUGCGUGAUGGUAUACCUGGACGACAUCCUCAUCUACUCGCGCAACAUGAAGCAGCACGUCGAACACCUGCGACGCGUCUUUGAAAUUCUUCGACGAGAACGAUUCUACGACUCACGGGACGAGACGGCGUGGCAGAAGUUGUGCCGCAGUGCGGAGAGAGUGUCAGCCGCUGUGGAUGGGGGAAGAAGCACGAAGUGGGCCUGCACGUGGAUAGCGUAAUUGACCAAUCUG
This is a messenger RNA of Closterium sp. NIES-67, 4910 nucleotides long. Lineage: Eukaryota; Viridiplantae; Streptophyta; Zygnematophyceae; Desmidiales; Closteriaceae. The record is from the annotation of a GenBank genome assembly.